CCUCCCCUCCCUUUUCAUCAUGGCUGCUGUGUCUACUCUCUCAAGUAACGCUCAGAUUGGACACUGACUCGAUUUCUACCUUUUUAGUGUCUCUUUAACUUUUGGUGUAUACAUCAACUGUCGCUUGGAUGCAAAUCCCGUUCUCCACCUUCCCCUGCUCUCAUUCAGUGGGAUAACCUUCACCAAUCACUCCCUCCACUGGGCCUUUUUUAUCCCCAAAAACAACCAGCCAGCAACAACAGCUUCCAGUGCAAUGGUGUGACUCAGUGGUUCUCCCCUUGAUGAACAAUGUGUGAAAACUGCGCCGAGCUGGUGGAGGUUUUAAAUGAAAUAUCGGAUGCAGACGGCAGUGAAGGAGGCUUCCAGCUAAAGAAGGAACAUGCCCUGCGAGUGCUGGGAUACAUCAGCUCCUGGACACAGAGACAAUGCCUCUGCUGCUUCAAGGAGUACAAGCACCUGGAGGUGUUCAACCAGCUGGUGUACGCCCUCAUCAACCUGGUCAUCGCUCAGAUCAGCAGCCUGAGAGACCGCCUCUGCUGCGUCCAGGAUCAAACACAUAAAGGAGGCCUGUGUGGGGCGGAGGGGGGGUCUGAAUGGAGCGAGGCUGCACCCGGACCCCUCCCUCAGCCCUCCUCACCGGGUGAAGAUGAACCCGUGAACGUGGAGAGAGACUCUGCAGAAGAAGACGCCGAAACAUCUGACCAGAAUCAGAAUAAGAUCCAGGGUCAGGGGCCCAGCCAGCCGUGUGAAGCCCAGAUGGAAGCACUGGGGCCUGGGGAGAGUGGCAGUGCUGCUGGGGGAGGUGAUGGAGGAGCUGAUGGAGGAGCUGAUGGAGGAGCUGAUGGAGGAGUUGGAGGUAGCAGUAGCAGUGAUAUCCAGGAUCCAUUCAGCUCCUGGAGCACAGAGGAGAGGGAGAAACUGCUGCUGUGUGCCGCCAAGAUCUUCCAAAUCCAGUUCCCCCUCUACACCGCCUACAAACACAACACACACCCCACUAUAGAGGACAUAUCUGCUCAUGAAAGCAACAUCCUGGGCUCCUUCUGCGACAUGAACGACGUGGAGGUUCCUCUGCACCUGCUGCGCUACGUCUGUCUGUUCUGUGGGAAGCACGGCCUCUCGCUGAUGAAGGAGUGUUUUGAGUCGGGGACCCCGGAGAGUCUCCCCUUCCCCAUCGCACACGCCUUCAUCACCAUCGUCUCCAACAUCCGAAUAUGGUUGCACAUUCCCGCGGUCAUGCAGCACAUCAUCCCGUUCCGCACCUAUGUAAUACGGAGUCGAUGCAGGGCAGCUCUGACGAGACGGCCAACAGUGUGGAGGAGGGCAGCAGCGGGCCGGGCAGCAGCAGCGGCCGCAGCGAAGCCUCCAGCAACGAGGCCGCCUCCUCCAGAGCCAGCCAAUCAGCAGGGAGCCCCGGCAGCGAGAUGCACUCUGACGACAUGGCCGACAGCGAGGCCCUCAAAGAGGAGGAAGAGGAGGAGGAGGAUGACGACGAGGAAGACGACGAGGACGACGACGAUGAUGAUGACGAUGACGACGAAGACGAGGGGAAUCGGUCGGCUGCUGAAGGCGGGAAUCAUCAAAAAGAACAGAGGGAGCAGACUGAGUCCAGGAAGAGGAAAGCGGGGGAGGCUCUCGGUGAAGGCACGAGCCAGGGGGCGGGGCCUAGCGGUUCAGGAGGCGCGGCCAAAUCUAAAAACCUCCCUUUCAACCCGGAGACAUCUUCUGCUGCCGUCAUGGCGUCUGCGUCUCUGGAGGGCCGGAUGAGGAUGCUGGACGCGUGUUCUGCGUCUACGUCUGCUCGGCCCGAUGUGACGGAGCCUCAGCAGCCGGAGAUCGGACCCUCUCAGAUGGUUCAGGGUCCUCAGGGUUCUCAGGAGCCUCCAUGUCUGCCUCGGGGGCCCGGGGACUUCCUGGGGGACGCCAUGGGCAACGAGAUCUUCAACUGCCGGCGCUUUAUUGGCCCCCAGCACCACCACCAUCACCAUCAUCACCACCACCACCAUGAAGGUCCGAUGGUGGAGGACAUGCUGAGCGCUGACGAUGUGUCCUGCAGCAGCUCUCAGGUCAGCGCCAAGUCGGAGAAGAACAUGGCCGACUUCGAUGGAGAGGAGUCGGGCUGCGAGGAGGAGCUGGUGCAGAUCAACUCCCACGCUGAGCUCAGCUCUCACCUCCAGCAGCACCUCCCCAACCUCGCCUCCAUCUACCACGAGCACCUGGUGCAAGGGCCAGCCGUCCAUAAGCACCAGUUCUCCAACAGCCACGCUGUGACCGACAUCAACCUGGACAACGUCUGCAAGAAGGGAAACACGCUGCUGUGGGACCUGGUGCAGGACGACGACGCGAUCCAUCUGUCUGAGGGUCUGAUCAACGAGGCGGAGAAGUUGCUCUGUUCUCUCGUCUGCUGGUUCACUGACAGACAGAUCCGGAUGCGCUUCAUUGAGGGUUGCCUUGACAACCUGGCUCACCACAGGUCUGUCGUUGUUUCCCUGCGUCUACUACCCAAACUUUUCGGCACUUUUCAGCAGUUUGGCUCCAGCUACGACACUCACUGGAUCACCAUGUGGGCAGAGAAGGAGCUGCACAUGAUGAAGCUGUUCUUCGAUAACCUGCAGCACUACAUCCAGGAAGUCCGGGAACACCGGCACAAGUUUGCACUGUACAGCCACAGUGCGGAGGUCCAGGUCCGUCUGCAGUUCCUCACCUGCGUCUUCUCCACACUGGGAUCACCCGACCACUUCAGGCUGAGUCUGGAGCAGGUGGACAUCCUGUGGCACUGCCUGGUAGAAGACGCUGAAUGUUACGACGACGCUCUGCACUGGUUUCUCAAUCAGGUCCGCAGCAAGGACCAGCAUGCAAUGGGCAUGGAGACCUACAAACAUCUGUUCCUGGAGAAGAUGCCCCAGCUGAAACCAGAGACCAUCAGUAUGACCGGCCUCAACCUCUUCCAGCACCUGUGUAACUUAGCGCGCCUCGCCACCAGCGCACUGGACAACGCCUCCAGCUGUGAGCUGUGUGGGAUGGACCAGCUGUGGGGCAUCGCUCUGAGAGCUCAGUCUGCAGAUAUCAGCCGCGCCGCCAUCCAGUACAUCAACUCCUACUACAUCAACGCGGGAAAGACGGGGCUGGAGAAGGAGCAGGAGUUCAUCAGGAAGUGUAUGGAGAGUCUCCUGCUGGCCUCAGCCAACCUGGAGAAGGACGCCCACUCCAGCCUGACGAGCAUCGAGAGGGGGCUGCUGAUGCUCAAAACUCACCUGGAGGCCUUCAGACGCAGGUUUGCGUACCACCUGAGGCAGUGGCAGAUCGAGGGCACGGGGAUCAGCAGCCACCUGAAGGCUCUGAGCGACAAACAGUCCCUGCCUCUGAGGAUCGUCUGCCAACCGGCAGGACUUCCUGACAAGAUGACGAUCGAGAUGUACCCGAGCGACCAGGUGGCAGACCUGCGAGCGGAGGUGACUCACUGGUACGAGAACCUGCAGAAGGAGCAGAUGAACCAGCAGGCUCAGCUGCAGGAGUUCGGACAGAGCGGCCGGCAGCCCGCAGACUUCCCAGGAGGUCUGAUGGGUCCGGUCCGGAUGAUCUCCUCCGGCCACGAGCUGACCACCGACUACGACGAGAAGACUCUGCACGAGCUCGGCUUCAAAGACAUGCAGAUGGUGUUCGUGUCUCUGGGCGCUCCUCGCAGGGAGAGGAAGGGGGAGGGCGUGCAGCUGCCGGCCUCCUGCCUGCCCCCCCCCCAGAAGGAGCACAUCCCCAUGCUGCUCCUCCUGCAGGAGCCGCACCUCACCACGCUGUUUGACCUGCUGGAGAUGCUGGCCUGCUUCAAACCUCCCAACCCCAACACGGAGAAGCUCAACGAAAACCCAGAGAGUGCACGGUGUGAGGAGCUUCACCUCCACGCAGAGAAUCUGUCCCGGCGGGUUUGGGAGCUGCUGAUGCUUCUUCCUACAUGUCCCAAGAUGCUUCAGGCCUUCCAGAACAUCUCAGACGACACGAAUGGGGAGGGUCUGUGCUGGAAGGAGCUCCUGAGGAUCAAAAGCCCCCACAAGCUGCUCUACGCUCUGGAGAUCAUCGAGGCUCUGGGAAAACCCAACAGACGCAUCCACCGAGAGUCCACUGGCAGCUACAGCGAUCUUUAUCCAGACUCUGACGACUCCAGCGAGGAUCAGAUAGAAAACAGCAAGAACACCUGGAGCUGCAAGUUCGUCUCCUCUGGAGGUCUGCAGCUUCUCCUGGAGAUCUUCAACUCGGGCAUCCUGGAGCCCAAAGACCAGGAGUCCUGGACUGUGUGGCUGCUCGACUGCCUCGCCUGCCUGCAGAAGUUGAUCUGUCAGUUUGCCGUGGACCCAGCUGAUCUGGACCUGGCGUACCACGACGUCUUCUCCUGGUCCGGCCUCGCAGACAGUCAGCGCAAACGAGCGUGGCCGGGGAAAUCACGCAAAUCCACCGUGGAGCACGGGAAGGGUCUGCACAUCCCUCGACUCACUGAGGUGUUCCUCAGCCUGGUUCAGGGUACUAACCUCAUCCAACGCUUGAUCAACGUGGCCUACACCUACGACAACCUCGCACACAGAGUUCUUAAGGCUCAGUCUGACCACAGGUCUCGUCAUGAAGUGACCCACUACUCCAUGUGGCUGCUGGUCAGCUGGGCCCACUGCUCCUCCACUGUGAAGUCCAGUCUGGCCGACAGCGACCAUCUUCACGACUGGCUGAAGAAACUCACGCUGCUGGUGCCUGAGCCGGCGGUGAGACACGAGGCGUGUAACGGCCUCUACAAGCUGUCUCUGUCGGGGCUGGAGAGCGGAGAGUCCAUCAACAGAUCCUUCCUGCUGCUCGCCGCCUCCACGUUGCUCAAGUUCCUGCCCGACGCUCAGGCCCUCAAACCACUCAGGGUGGAGGACUAUGAGGAGGAGCCUCUGCUGAAGACGGGCUGUAAGGAAUACUUCUGGCUGCUCUGCAAACUCAUCGACAACAUCCACGUUAAAGACGCCAGCCAGACGACGCUGCUCGACCUGGACGCUCUCGCUCGACACCUCGCUGACUGCAUCCGGAGCCGUGAGAUCCUGGACCAGCAGGACGGGAUGAUCGAAGACGACGGGUUGACCGGCCUCCUGCGUCUCGCCACCAGCGUCCUCAAACACAAACCUCCCUUCAAGUUCUCGCGCGAGGGUCAGGAGUUCCUGCGCGACGUGCACAACCUCCUCUUCCUCCUGCCCAGCCUGGCAGACCGCGCUCAGCCCAAAUGUAAAUCGCACGCCGCCCGGGCCGCCGCCUACGACCUGCUGGUGGAGACGGUGAAGGGAUCCGUGGAAAACUACCGGCUGCUGCACAACUGGGUCAUGUCCCAGCACAUGCAAGCUUCUCACGCUCCGUAUAAGUGGGACUACUGGCCCCACGACGAUGUUCGGGCCGAGUGUCGCUUCGUGGGUCUGACUAACCUCGGGGCCACGUGUUACCUGGCCUCCACCAUCCAGCAGCUCUACAUGAUCCCCGAGGCGCGGCAGGCCGUGUUCACCGCCAAGUACGCUGAGGAUAUCAAACACAAGACCACGCUGCUGGAGCUGCAGAAGAUGUUCACAUAUCUCAUGGAGAGCGAGAGGAAGGCGUACAACCCUCGUCCGUUCUGUAAAACGUACACGAUGGACAAACAGCCGCUGAACACCGGCGAGCAGAAGGACAUGACGGAGUUCUUCACCGACCUCAUCACCAAGAUCGAGGAGAUGUCCCAGGAGCUGAAAAACACAGUGAAGACUCUGUUCGGAGGCGUCAUCACCAACAAUGUGGUCUCUCUGGACUGCGACCACGUCAGUCAGACCGCAGAGGAGUUUUACACGGUCAGAUGUCAAGUGGCGGACAUGAAGAACAUCUACGAAUCUCUGGAUGAAGUGACGAUAAAGGACACUCUUGAAGGCGACAACAUGUACACCUGCUCCCAGUGCGGCAAGAAGGUCCGCGCUGAGAAGAGGGCGUGCUUCAAGAAGCUUCCGCGGAUCCUGAGCUUCAACACCAUGAGAUACACCUUCAACAUGGUGACGAUGAUGAAGGAGAAGGUCAACACACACUUCUCCUUCCCGCUGCGCCUCGACAUGACGCCCUACACCGAGGACUUCCUCAUGGGCAAGGGAGAGCGCAAAGAGGGUUUUCGGGAAGAAGGAGAGGCAAAAGUCACGGAGAGCUACGAGUACGACCUCAUCGGAGUCACGGUCCACACGGGCACAGCAGACGGCGGCCAUUACUACAGCUUCAUCAGAGACAUCGUCAACCCACACGCCUACAAGAACAACAAGUGGUACCUGUUCAACGAUGCCGAGGUGAAGCCCUUCGACUCGGCCCAGCUGGCCUCUGAGUGCUUCGGAGGAGAGAUGACGACUAAAACCUACGACUCCGUCACAGACAAGUUCAUGGAUUUCUCUUUUGAGAAGACACACAGUGCCUACAUGCUCUUCUAUAAGCGAGUGGAGCUGGAGGAGGAGAACGGGAAGGACUUCAGUUUUGACGUCUCUCCUGAUCUGCUGGAGUGGAUUUGGCACGACAACAUGCAGUUUCUCCAGGACAAAAAUAUAUUUGAACACACUUACUUUGGUUUCAUGUGGCAGCUCUGCAGCAGCAUCCCUAGCACGCUCCCCGACCCUAAAGCCGUCUCCCUCAUGACCGCUAAGCUCAGCACAUCAUUUGUCCUCGAGACUUUCAUCCACUCCAAGGAGAAGCCCACGAUGCUGCAGUGGAUCGAGCUCCUGACCAAACAGUUCAACAACAGCCAGGCCGCCUGCGAGUGGUUUUUGGAUCGAAUGGCGGAUGAUAACUGGUGGCCGAUGCAGAUCCUCAUCAAGUGCCCCAAUCAGAUAGUCAGACAAAUGUUCCAGAGGUUGUGUAUUCACGUGAUCCAGAGGCUGCGUCCCGUUCACGCUCACCUCUACCUGCAGCCCGGCAUGGAGGACGGCUCUGACGAUAUGGACGGUCCGGUGGAGGACAUCGGGAGUCGCUCCUGCGUGACGCGCUUCGUGAAGACGCUCCUGUCCAUCAUGGAGCACGGGGUGAAGCCGCACAGCAAACACCUGACGGAGUAUUUCGCCUUCCUCUACGAGUUCGCCAAGAUGGGAGAGGAGGAGAGUCAGUUCUUGUUGUCUCUUCAAGCCAUUUCCAUCAUGGUGCAUUUCUACAUGGGAACCAAAGGCCCGGAGAAUCCUCAGGUGGAGGUGCUGUCGGAGGAGGAGGGGGAGGAGGAGGACGAAGAGGAGGACAUCUUGUCUCUGGCUGAGGAGAAGUACCGUCCUGCUGCUCUGGAGAAGAUGAUCGCGCUCAUCGCUCUGCUGGUGGAGCAGUCGCGCUCAGAGAGACACCUCACUCUGUCUCAGAGCGACAUGGCGGCGCUGACGGGGGGGAAAGGCUUCCCCUUCCUGUUCCAACACAUCAGAGACGGGAUCAACAUCCGGCAGACCUGCAACCUCAUCUUCAGCCUCUGUCGCUAUAACAACCGCCUCGCAGAGCACAUUGUCUCCAUGCUCUUCACCUCCAUCGCCAAGCUGACUCCUGAGGCUGCCAACCCGUUCUUCAAGCUGCUGACGAUGCUGAUGGAGUUUGCAGGCGGACCCCCGGGGAUGCCCUCCUUCGCCUCCUACAUCCUGCAGAGGAUCUGGGAGGUGAUCGAGUACAACCCGUCCCAGUGUCUGGACUGGUUGGCGGUUCAGACUCCGAGGAACAAGCUGGCUCACAGCUGGGUUCUGCAGAACAUGGAGAACUGGGUGGAGCGCUUCCUGCUGGCGCACAACUACCCCCGAGUCCGCACAUCGGCGGCGUACCUCCUGGUCUCCCUGAUCCCCAGCAACUCUUUCCGUCAGAUGUUCCGCUCCACGCGCUCGCUGCACCUGCCGACCCGCGAGCUGCCGCUGUCGCCCGACACCACGGUGGUUCUGCACCAGGUGUACAACCUGCUGCUGGGGCUGCUGGGCCGCGCCAAGCUGUACGUGGACGCCAGCGUGCACGGCACCACCAAGCUGGUGCAGUACUUCAGCUUCAUGACGUACUGCCUCAUCUCCAAGACGGAGAAACUCAUGUUCUCCGGAUACUUCAUGGACCUCUGGAACCUCUUCCAGCCCAAACUCUCGGAGCCGGCCAUCGCCACGAACCACAACAAGCAGGCUCUGCUCUCGUUCUGGUACAACAUGUGCGUGGACUGUCCGGAGAACGUGCGUCUGGUGGUGCAGAACCCCGUGGUGACGAAGAACAUCGCCUUCAACUACAUCCUGGCCGACCACGACGACCAGGAGGUGGUGCUGUUCAACCGCGGCAUGCUGCCCGCCUACUACGGCAUCCUGAGGAUGUGCUGCGAGCAGUCGCCAGCGUUCACCCGCCAGCUGGCCUCACACCAGAACAUCCAGUGGGCCUUCAAGAACCUCACGCCACACGCCAGCCAGUACCCCGGCGCGGUGGAGGAGCUGUUCAACCUGAUGCAGCUGUUCGUGGCUCAGAGAGCCGACAUGAGAGAAGAAGAGCUGGAGGACGUGAAGCAGUUCAAGAAAACAACGAUCAGCUGUUACCUUCGCUGCCUGGACGGACGCUCCUGCUGGACCACGCUCAUCAGUGCCUUCAGGGUUCUGCUGGAGAACGACGAGGACCGUCUGCUGGUCGUCUUCAACAGAGGACUGAUCCUCAUGACCGAGUCGUUCAACACUCUGCACAUGAUGUACCACGAGGCCACGGCCUGCCACGUCACCGGAGACCUGGUGGAGCUGCUCUCCAUCUUCCUCUCCGUGCUCAAAGCCACGCGGCCAUACCUGCAGCGCAAAGAUGUGAAGCAGGCUCUGAUCCAGUGGCAGGAGAGGAUCGAUUUCGCCCACAAGCUGCUCACUCUGCUCAACUCCUACAGCCCCCCCGAGCUGCGCAACGCCUGCCUGGACGUUCUGAAGGAGCUGGUUCUGCUGAGUCCUCACGACUUCCUGCACACUCUGGUUCCCUUCCUGCAGCACAACCACUGCACCUACCACCACAGCAACAUCCCCAUGUCGUUCGGCCCCUACCUGCCCUGCAGAGAGAACAUUAAGCUGAUGGGAGCCAAGAACAACAUCCGCCCCCCCAGACCAGAGCUCAACAUGUGUCUACUUCCCUCCAUGGUGGAGAGCAGCAAGGGUAAGGACGAGGUGUACGACAGGAUGCUGCUGGACUACUUCCUGUCGUACCAUCAGUUCAGCCACCUGCUGUGUCGCGUCGCCAUCAACUGUGAGAAGUUCACAGAGACCCUCGUCAAACUGAGUGUGUUGAUAGCGUACGAAGGACUUCCUCUGCACCUCGCCAUCUUCCCCAAACUGUGGACGGAGCUCUGUCAGUCUCAGUCGGCUCUGGCUAAGACGUGUGUGAAGCUGCUGUGCGAGGACCCGGCCUUCAGCGAGUACAUCAAGUGCAUCCUGAUGGACGAGAGGACGUUCCUCAACAACAACGUGGCGUACUCCUUCCUCACGUGCUUCCUGCACAAGGUGCAGGUGCUGUCGGGGCCCAGCUGCUCUAACCUGAUCAGUGUGUUGGUGACGAACCUGCUGAGCGAGCAGAGCAGCCUGCAGCCAGAACUCAUCGCUCACCGCCUGGAGCUCAGCAAGACCAGCGGCCUGCUGAACGCUGACCUGAGGGCGUUGGUGCUGCUGCUCUCCGUCUCCCCCCCCCAGGCCGUGGACCCGGCGCUCGGCCCCGCCCUGCAGGAGCUGCUGGCUCGAUGCAGAGUGUGUGUGCAGCAGCGCAGCGCUCUGGAGCUGGAGGCCAAGGAGCACAAGGCCAAAGCCGAGGAGGAGGGAGCGACUCCAGUGAAACGUCGCAGGGUGAGCAGUGAAGGGGGGGAGACGGCUCCUCCCUCCCUCCCCUCCACCUCCUCCUCCCUCCCUCCUACCUCCUCCUCCCUACCCUCCACUUCCUCCUCCCUACCCUCCACCUCCUCCUCCCUCCCCCCCUGCAGCGAGGUGAAGCCCGAGCAGCAGGAGGCUCUGACGUCGGACACGGAGACGAGAGACUCCUCCUCCCUCAUCGACCCCGGCACGGAGCAGGACCCCCCCUCUCCCUCCCCCGAGCCCGGACCCCCCACUGCCUCCUCUUCGGGAAACAACAUGGACUCCUCCCCCAAAGAGGAGAAGAUGGAGGCGUCUUCGUCGUCCUCUUCCUCUUCGUUCUCCUCCUCUUCGUCGUCCCUGCUUCAGGAGGCGGGGGAGGAGCCUGAGAGACACAAUGAUGAGGAGGAAGAGGGGAGGAGAGGUGAGGGCCAAUCAGAGGAGGUGCAGGAAGAGAAGGAGGCGGGAUCUAAGACCAGCUUAGCCCCGCUCCUUCCUGAGGACAGUGCCGCCGCCUUCCCAUCAUCCCUUGGGCUUGUGGGGGAGGGGCCAGAGGGCUGCAUAGGCCCCGCCCCCUCCUCCUCUUCCUCCUCCUCCUCUUCCUCCCCGCAGGCGUUCCCGGGCGCCUCCUCCCCCCCCGACAUGCUGGACAUGCUGUACAGGACGGUGGAGGCCACCAUCGCCAUAGUUACCAAACUGUCUGUUAAAGGCCCGCCCACUUCAUGACAUCAUCACCUCACCGCCGUCAUGAGAUCUUAAACUCCUCCCCCUUUUCUCUCUUCCUCUCUGGAAAUCUGACUUUUCUGCUCAGAGGAAAAAAAAAACGUUUCCGGUUUUUUCCCUGUUUUACUUCCCGCUGUUCCCGCGCUGCUGAUGUUCAGUCGCUCGGUUCUCCAGCUUCAGUGGCGCCCGCCGUGUUUCGCUCCUUAAAACUUCACGCGCUCCCCGUUUGAAAACAGAAAGUCGUUCAAAAGCUACAGCACAUUUUUUUCAAAGGGCAAAAAAAGAAACGUUUCGUUGUUUUUUUUGUGUGUUUUAUACUGAUUUGAAUUUGUUUUGGAAAUGAUUUGUUUGUUUGAGGUUUGCUGUAACGGGGAAAGGUUUACAGAACUUUUGUCUCCUGUAUGUAAUUUAAUUUUAUGGCAUUUUUACUGUGUAUAAAAAUGGUCGUUCUCUGUGCCAGUUUUGUACUUUAUGAACGAGGCAGGUGAAAGUUGCCUUGACUCUUUCUGUGGUUUAAAUAUCCAGAAACUAAGUUUACCUGUAAAUUAAGAGAACCACAAGAAACUUGAUUCUGUAAAGAAUCCUCUCUAGUCAUUGCCUGAAGGUGUAUAUGAAAACUAUAUAAAUAUAUAUAUAAAUAUCUUUAUAUAUAUAUGAAUAUAUAAAAGCGGUGCUUUAUUUGACUGUGGUUGUAAUAAAGCCCCCCCAUGUUGGACCAGCUGGAGCUUUUAUUUUGUUUACUGAAAUACAUUCCAUAAUCUAUGUUUCGCUUCUUCUGCUGUGCUCUGAUCUUCUUCUGAUUUUAUUUUAAUAGAGAAUAAAUGAAUAAAAACAGUUUUAAUAUGAA
Trematomus bernacchii (emerald rockcod) is the source of this 11376-nucleotide messenger RNA. RefSeq names its product ubiquitin specific peptidase 34 (gene usp34). Gene Ontology annotation, biological process: protein deubiquitination. NCBI's taxonomy places the organism in Eukaryota, Metazoa, Chordata, Actinopteri, Perciformes, Nototheniidae. The record is from RefSeq and is a predicted model, not a curated record. Gene Ontology annotation, cellular component: cytosol; nucleus. Gene Ontology annotation, molecular function: cysteine-type endopeptidase activity; cysteine-type deubiquitinase activity.